UCGCUGCAGUGUCUCGUGUCUCGUGGCUGGGAUAUCAACACAGAUGUGAACGAUUCCGUUCCAUCAGCAUUAGUUUAUACAUUCGAAGAUAAGAAACUCCUCGAAUGGUUUAUGAAACACGGCGCGGAUCCCAACAAGAGAUGUCGUAUACGUGACUGUACACCACUCUCUUACGCUGUUAGAGACGCUCCUUUUGAGAUCAUUAAACUCCUUUUCAAUAAAGGAGGUCAAAUCUACCAUGGGCAACUUUUACAUUAUGCUGCCAUGCGAACAGCAGAUGAUAACCUGGUGGUUCUACAGUUUAUCUAUAACCAAGACCCAGUUUACAACAAGUCGCAAAUCAACAAACUUUUAGACGCAGGAUCGCCGAAUUACCUCAUGAAUGAACGAAAUGGCCUAGGAACUCCUUUACACUACGCGGCAAGCUGCGGCUCAGUGAGUAUAGUAACGUUCCUUCUAGAUAAGGGCUCAGUACACGAUUAUCUUGACCCUUAUCACCGCACUGCAAUGGGAUAUGCUGUUCAAAAUGGGCAUUUCGAGGUUCAAGAGAUACUUGCCGGACAAAACACAGAUGCAAGUACUUGA
This is a messenger RNA of Aspergillus saccharolyticus JOP 1030-1, 585 nucleotides long. Its product is annotated as ankyrin repeat domain-containing protein. Gene Ontology annotation, molecular function: protein binding. The transcript is spliced from 2 exons. Lineage: Eukaryota; Fungi; Ascomycota; Eurotiomycetes; Eurotiales; Aspergillaceae. The record is from RefSeq and is a predicted model, not a curated record. The annotation marks the transcript as partial.